Pongo pygmaeus (Bornean orangutan) is the source of this 2619-nucleotide messenger RNA. RefSeq names its product protein FRA10AC1. Gene Ontology annotation, biological process: dephosphorylation. NCBI's taxonomy places the organism in Eukaryota, Metazoa, Chordata, Mammalia, Primates, Hominidae. The transcript is spliced from 14 exons. The record is from RefSeq and is a predicted model, not a curated record. Bases 419 to 1366 code for a protein of 315 amino acids. Gene Ontology annotation, molecular function: phosphatase activity.
GGAAGUGGUGCCCAGUCGCGACCCGUAGGGAGAGGCGGGUUGCAGGCGACGGCGGCGGCGGCGGCGGCGGCGGCGGCGGUGGUGGUGGUGGCGAGGCUGCGCGGCCGGGCGCACGGGACCUGUCCUGCAGCGGCUCUCUCAGGCCGUGGGUCAUCGCUGCAGCUGCCGGGAAAGAAGGAAACGACGACUCCGGGGGCGAACUUGGCAGGGAGGAAGGGAAAGGGUGUGUGAGGAGGGCUGUGGGUAUAUUUGGCGUCAGGGAGAAGGACCUCAAAACUUGUUUUUCAUAUAGUACUAGUUGAUCGUCGGGUUUUGUUUUGUUUUGGUUUGGUUUUUUUUUGGAUGACAGAUUCUGGAGACACCUGGCAUCUCCGUUUUUGAGUUUCUCCCUAUGUUGUCAGUUGAUUCGUAGCCUGAAAUGCAUGGUCAUGGAGGCUACGAUUCUGAUUUUAGUGAUGAUGAACACUGUGGAGAAUCCAGCAAAAGGAAAAAAAGGACAGUUGAAGACGACUUACUGCUCCAAAAACCAUUUCAGAAAGAAAAACAUGGAAAGGUGGCCCAUAAACAAGUUGCAGCAGAAUUGCUGGAUAGGGAAGAAGCAAGAAAUAGAAGGUUUCAUCUCAUAGCUAUGGAUGCUUAUCAAAGACAUACAAAGUUUGUAAAUGACUAUAUUUUAUACUAUGGUGGCAAAAAAGAAGACUUCAAGCGUUUGGGGGAAAAUGACAAGACAGACUUGGAUGUUAUACGAGAAAAUCAUAGAUUCCUAUGGAAUGAGGAGGACGAAAUGGACAUGACUUGGGAGAAGAGACUUGCUAAGAAAUACUAUGAUAAGUUAUUUAAGGAAUACUGCAUAGCAGAUCUCAGUAAAUAUAAAGAAAAUAAGUUUGGAUUUAGGUGGCGAGUAGAAAAAGAAGUAAUUUCAGGAAAAGGUCAAUUUUUCUGUGGAAAUAAAUAUUGUGAUAAAAAAGAAGGCUUAAAGAGUUGGGAAGUUAAUUUUGGUUAUAUUGAGCAUGGUGAGAAGAGAAAUGCACUUGUUAAAUUAAGGUUAUGCCAAGAAUGUUCCAUUAAAUUAAAUUUCCAUCACAGGAGAAAAGAAAUCAAGUCAAAAAAAAGAAAAGAUAAAACCAAAAAAGAUUGUGAAGAGUCAUCACAUAAAAAAUCCAGAUUAUCUUCUGCAGAAGAGGCCUCCAAGAAAAAAGAUAAAGGACAUUCAUCUUCAAAGAAAUCUGAAGAUUCUCUACUUAGAAACUCUGAUGAGGAAGAAAGUGCUUCAGAAUCUGAACUUUGGAAGGGUCCACUACCAGAGACAGAUGAAAAAUCACAGGAAGAAGAAUUUGAUGAGUAUUUUCAGGAUUUGUUUCUAUGAGACGAGAGAGAGAAGCCUCCGCUCCUUAAUGUGAAACUUCAUGAAGUUUUAAACUUCAUGCAAUUUGAAAUUCCAUAUAAGUUUUUAUCUGCAAGUUACAGAUUGUGUGGUUUGUCUUUGGAAAUAAAAAUCCAGGUUCUGUCAGAAUGUCAGAUGCUUUGGAAGUUCAUUAGUUCAAUUAAAGACUUUCCUGUCCUUUAAGUAUCUUUUCAAUUGCUUAUCUACAAUUCUGUUUUAUUUGUAGCCUCUAGAGGAUAGAGCUGGACAGAUUCCAUUGUUCCUACAUUUUGUAGGUUUUUUUUCACUGCCUUCAUUAUUUAUCUUCUCUUGCCUUCAUUAUUUUAUUUUAUUAUUUCUUCUUUUUCUUUUUUUUAGAGCCACCAAUACUGGAUUUGUUUGUUUGUUUUUCAUUUUUUUCUUUUGUAGAAAUGGAGUCCUCCUGUGUUGCCCAGGCUGGUAUUCAAACUCCUGGCCUCAUGCGUUCCUCCCAUCCUGGCCUCCCAAAGUGCUGGGAUUACAGGUGUGAGCCACCAUGCUCUGCCAGUUAUUUUAAAUUACUAGGAUUAAAGUCGAUUAUGUAUGUCUUUAACUUCUUUCUUUCCCAUUGAUAAACUGGCACCCUUCUUAUAAGUACCUGCUUUCCCAUUACCACCUAUUUCCAGCUGCUUUAUGAGGUUUUUUGCUUGCCUGUCUCUUGCUUCCUUCUUAACCUCUACCACUUAAGAGAGUUUGUUAUAAUCAAAUUUGACUUCCUAGCCUGUGGAUAAUUUACUAUUAAGUAAAUUAUUACCACAGGGAGCCAGUGAGGUCCUAGUAGUCUAAAACAGUUCAUGUGUUCACAAAAAUUGACUCCCCGGCAGAGAUUAUGCAAUAAGAUAAUUUAACUGAAUAAUACUAUGUGCAUGUAUCUUGCCUCAGAUACACUCACGCAAAUAUGAAUAUACCUCUGAUAUGGUUUGGCUGUGUGUCCCCACCCAAAUCUCAUCUUGAAUGUGUACUCCCAUAAUUCUCACAUGUUAUGGGAGGGAUCCAGUGAGAGAGAAUUUGAAUCAAGGGGGCAGUGUCCCCCAUACUGUUCUUGUGGUAGUGAAUAGUCUCACGAGAUCUGAUGGUUUUAUCAGGGGCUUCUGCUUUUGCAUCCUUCUCAUUUUCUUUUGCCGCUGCCAUGUAAGAAGUGCCUUUUGCCUCCCACCAUGAUUCUGAGGCUUUCCCAGCCGUGUGGAACUGUAAGUCCAAUUAAACCUCUUUUUCUU